Messenger RNA from Ostreococcus tauri, 756 nucleotides. Its product is annotated as Sterile alpha motif, type 1. The record is from RefSeq and is a predicted model, not a curated record. NCBI's taxonomy places the organism in Eukaryota, Viridiplantae, Chlorophyta, Mamiellophyceae, Mamiellales, Bathycoccaceae. Gene Ontology annotation, molecular function: RNA binding. Gene Ontology annotation, biological process: tRNA modification. The coding region runs from base 1 to 756 and encodes 251 amino acids. The transcript has a single exon.
AUGUCAGACUCCUCCGCGGUCUGGAACAAUGCCAUGCGACUCGCAGAAGACCUCUCGUACGUGCCGCCGACGGCUCCGCUCCCGUCUUGGAUCAAAGGCUUCCUAGUUACCGCCGUGCACUCGAACGACAACGCCAUCGUGGACGCCGCCAUCGAAGCAGCUAACAUACUGAAUGAUUUCUGGUUCAAAGUUGCGUACGACGCGCACCGCAUCGACGGUGAGAAGCCGUACGAUAGCGCGGAGUGUCUGUGGAUACCGGGUUGCACGACGUGCGCGUUCGUCGCGCUCAAACCGGACGACAACGACGUGAAUCUGUACAUGUGCGUCAAGGCCAUCGUCGAGGAGUGUAAAAAGGGCGCGGAUUGGAAGCAGCCGACGCACGUCUCGAGAAUCGUGCCCGUGGAGCAAGCGGCGAGCGAACUCGAGCUCGAUUCUCUCGCCGCGCGCGUUCUCCCGGGACACUUCCCCGCGCGAGACGCCGACGCCGAACCGAUCUCGUUCGAGGUGCACUACGAGGAACACAGUGCGCUUCGACACUUCCAAUCGGCCGACGUCAAUCGUGUCGUCGCCGCACAUGUUCCUCGUGUCGGCUACAGAGUCGAUCUGAAAAAGCCGAUGAAAACCAUCAUCGUCAUCAACGCUGGCGGCUCGAUGAUGAUGUCGGUCGUCGAAAACUACGACGAAUUGAACCACUUCAACAUCCGAACGGCGGUGAACGAAAAGCUCGCGAACACCGUCCCUUCUGCCGUCGCGUAA